AUGGCUUCUGGCAAGUUCUACGAGCUCUUUGAGCCUCCAUUUCUCCACUGGAAAAAUGGGAGACCUCCUGAGUACCCAGGGUCGACUUAUUCUUUAGGUGUUCCUGCUGUGCCCGGGGGCUUGCUGGACCUCAAGUCCAUGAUUGAGAGGGUGACUGGGAAGAACGCCUUGACGAACUACGGCUUCUAUGGCUGCUACUGUGGCUGGGGCGGUCGGGGGACCCCCAAGGACGGCACGGAUUGGUGCUGUUGGGUGCAUGAUCACUGCUAUGGGCGGCUGGAGGAGAAAGGCUGCCACACCCGGACACAGUCAUACAAAUACAGAUUUUCACGGGGACUGGUCACCUGUGAGUCCGGGCCCCCCUGCCAAGCACAGCUCUGCGCCUGUGACCGGAAGCUCGUCUACUGCCUGAAGAGGAACCUAAGGAGCUACAACCGUCGCUACCAAUACUUUCCCAACAUCCUCUGCUGACCAAGACUUUUGUCCCCUUCUCCUACAACACGGAGCCC
Leptonychotes weddellii (Weddell seal) is the source of this 509-nucleotide messenger RNA. NCBI's taxonomy places the organism in Eukaryota, Metazoa, Chordata, Mammalia, Carnivora, Phocidae. The record is from RefSeq and is a predicted model, not a curated record.